Molecule: messenger RNA, 930 nt
Organism: Grosmannia clavigera kw1407
Lineage: Eukaryota; Fungi; Ascomycota; Sordariomycetes; Ophiostomatales; Ophiostomataceae
Exons: 2
Coding region: 1-930 (309 amino acids)
Source: RefSeq, a predicted model, not a curated record
AUGUCAACAGGCGAGUGGGCCGGCGACCAGAGCAAGAACGCCAUCCUGUGUCGAGAGCACAAUCUCUGCGCGCCGGAAGUGGGACGACGGAGGGCUGCUGGCUGGCCUGCGCCCAACCUGAGCGCAGCAGUCGUCCUCAAGUUGCCGCAGAUGGCCGCUCGAGAUUUCGGCAACACCCUUACUGUUGGCCAUCUGCUGCUCCCAUCCAACACACCUGCAAACCAAACCAUACCUCUUCCAACAAUGGCCACCACCGUGCAGCCUCUGUCGUCAGCCAACAUCAGCCACAGUCAUGACUCGUCCGAUGAAAAAGGGGCGCUGGCCCUCACAGAAAGCAUCGGCGGCAACAGCACACUGGUGCCGUCACUUGACGACUCUCGCUAUAUUGCCAUCUCGCCCUACCCAGACCAUCUGCUGGACCUCGACACACUCGACCCCCAGACAAGGCUGCUGACCCGCGCCCUGACCGUCUUCGACAAGGUCCGUGACGACUACGCCACGGCACCCUAUGCAGACUCGUUCAACCUGUCUUCCGUCAUCGACCUCCUCCGUCGGCUCGUAGCAGCCAAGGUGCCAGAAGGCUUCCGCUGGCAACGCGCCCACUUCUUCGUCGUCGGCUUUCGCUCACAGAUCCCGCCCGCCACUACGUAUAGUGAUCUGGACCAUCUCGACGUGGCCGCCCACCGCGAGGCCCUGGCUAGUGGCGGCCUGAUCCGGUACUGGUUCAACAACCCCGACGCCAACGGUCGCAAUCUGGCAACAUGCGUGUGGCGGUCGCAGGCCGACGCUCGCGUGGCCGGCCGCGGCCGCGAGCAUCAGCGGGCCAGCUCGGCCGUGCGGUCGCUGUAUAGCGAGUGGCAUAUCGAACGCUACCGGCUGGACAUUCAUGACGAUGUCAGCCAGUGGGAGAUUGGGGAGUGGACGGAGUAG